GUAGCCAUUGUGAGGAAGUUGCUCGCUGAAAGUUGGCCGCUACGCAGAACACUGAAGUCCGAUCCUACCAACUUGUCCUGAGUGCUGCUGGCAGCUGCUGAGCGUUCCCCGGUUUGAGUGGCACAUUUUGGCUUGAUCCAGGACUGGCCAAGAGCUCCAACGAAGAGACAGCGUCGUGUCACUCGAGACCUGGGAGCCCGAUCCGAGCCGGAACUCGCAACAGCGGGCCCUGCCGGCGGGCGGUGCUCUGGGCGGGGGGAAUCCGAGCAGUGAGAACUACACCAGCAACCCGAUCGCUCUCGUCAAGGAAGACCCAGGUGACAUAAGCUCGCUAAUCGGCAACGGCCGGUUUCAGCUGCUCAUCCUGCUUUUAGCCCAAGUUGCCUCUGCUCUGCUCACAAUCCACCACCUGUAUAUGCGUCUCUUCCUGGCACGGGUCGAUCACUGGUGUCGACCGCCGCUGGAGUACUCGCUCUCCCUGGAGAUCUGGAAGAACACGAGCAUCCCCUUGUUGCCGGACGGCAGCUAUAGCAAGUGCAACAUGUACCAUCCAACCGCGCACACCGCCAACGGCAGUAAGGUCGUGGUGUCCUGCAAUGAGUGGGAGUACGACCUGUCUCCUGGCAAGAAAUCGGUGGUGAGCGAAUGGAACCUUGUCUGCGACCGGGCAUGGUACAUCUGCAUCGCGUUCCUCUACAACAGGUUGGGCGCCAUCCUAGUUGUGCCGUUCUCGGGCCAGAUCUCUGACCGCAUCGGCCGGAAGCCUGUCAUCUGCACCUGCAUUAUCGUCGCGGUUGUGUCGGCCGGCGCCUCUGUUGUGUCGAAGUCGUUCCUCGCGUUCGUCGUGUCUUGCAUGCUCCUUGCGGCUUCACUGAGCAUAGUCAGGCUGCUUAUCAUCAUCGUGCUCUUCGAGAACUCGGGAGAGGGCUACCGGGACUUCUACGUCUGCCUCGCCAAAUUCGGCUCCAUAUACGGCAUCGUCAUCGUAGCGGUCACGGACUACUACGCCACACAGCGGAUCGUGCUCAACCUCACUGUUUUCGUGAUCGCCGUGUUGCUGACGUCAGUGUACUGCUUCGUCGACGAGUCCGUGACCUGGCUGCUGGCGUAUCGCGACUACGACCGCGCCGAACACGUCAUCUACCAGGCUUCGGUGCGCAACCGGCGGCCGUACGCCGGUCACCGCAUCUUCGGCAGCAACUCGACCGGCUACCGGCCCACCAGCCAGCUCGACAUAAACUUCGCCACGUUCGUGGCCACUCACGAGCUCCGGUGCCGCACGGCCAUCUUGUCAUGGAUCCUGCUGUGCCUCUUCCUCGUCCAGUACGGCAUGUUAGCCACCGGCGAGAAGGUCGACACACUACGGGGCAAUGUCGCCCUGGUGCUCAUCAGGUGCUGCUCUUUCCCUCUGGCGUGGAAGUUGCUACGGGACUUCCCCCGCAAGAGCGCCCUGAGCAUGGCGUUGCCGAUGACCUGCUGUCUCCUCUGCCUCCUGUCCGUGUCCAAGUUCAAGGGGGCCGCCAGUGUCACCUGGAUCCUGGAGGAGGUCGUGAUCGCUUCGAUCGUGGGCGAAGCCAUCGUCGUCUACGUCUUCACGCUCGAGCUGUUCCCGACGGUGAUUCGCGGCAUGGGCACUUCCAUCGUCUACUUCUUCGGGCAGUGUGCGGUGAUGCUGGCCCCCUAUAUCGUAAUGCUGUCGUCCCGCAUCCACCCGAACGUGGUGAGCGUUGUCUUCAACGCGCUGCUCCUCAGUGCCCUGGGCAUUCUUCGCUUCUUGCCCGAAACGAAGGAGAGAAAGCUGCCCAAAACCAUGGACGAUCUCAUGCCUUGA
Molecule: messenger RNA, 1831 nt
Organism: Dermacentor silvarum
Lineage: Eukaryota; Metazoa; Arthropoda; Arachnida; Ixodida; Ixodidae
Product: solute carrier family 22 member 15
Exons: 1
Coding region: 416-1831 (471 amino acids)
Biological process (GO): transmembrane transport
Cellular component (GO): membrane
Molecular function (GO): transmembrane transporter activity
Source: RefSeq, a predicted model, not a curated record